AUGGCUCGUCGGGAUUUGGAGAAAGAAAUUAUAGGUCCUAGAAGCCAGUUGUAUGAGGAAUUAUUUGGUAAACGCCUUUCACAAGUGAGAUCAUCGUUGGUGAUAGAAACUUUAGGACAACAGCCACCAAAUAAAUGGAUGACGUUACCUGAUAUGGGCUAUAUAAUAGCUAAUCGGUAUAACGUUGUUCUCGUCUCAUUAUGUUACCCUAGUUUGAGUUACUUUCCUAUGACGAGUGCACAUUCACCUAAUGUAUCUAUUUACUGCAUUGGAUUUGUAAAUGGAAACCAUUGGGUUCAGGUAAACAUGAAUGAAGGAUUUCCGUUGCCACCUGUCACAACUGAUUGGAAGAAAUAUCGCACAAAAGAUGCGACUUCUUGGAUGGUAGGAUUUCCCGGGCGGCUACAACAUUGGCAACAUCUUACGCCUAUACUGCCAAAAUAUGUUCGAUUAUGA
Molecule: messenger RNA, 456 nt
Organism: Vicia villosa (hairy vetch)
Lineage: Eukaryota; Viridiplantae; Streptophyta; Magnoliopsida; Fabales; Fabaceae
Exons: 2
Coding region: 1-456 (151 amino acids)
Source: RefSeq, a predicted model, not a curated record